Molecule: messenger RNA, 1012 nt
Organism: Alosa sapidissima (American shad)
Lineage: Eukaryota; Metazoa; Chordata; Actinopteri; Clupeiformes; Clupeidae
Product: proline-rich protein HaeIII subfamily 1-like
Exons: 2
Coding region: 517-783 (88 amino acids)
Source: RefSeq, a predicted model, not a curated record
UUUAUUGUGGCCUUAGGCCGAAGAGGUCUUUUUUGACCGAAGAUACUUUUCCCUCUCGUUUUUGGACCUUUUUGCGUCUUGCCUUUUUGCAUUUUUGUCGAGGCUACCGCCUACCGCCUCCUAGUGGCCUGACCUAAAAAUAGGCUGAAUGGACUGCUACUGCUGUUGUGGUGAUUUGUUUGCUUGUGUGGUGUUCAUGUGUGUCCUGAACAAUAUAUUCCAUUUUUGAACACACCUGUUUGCAUUUCUUGAAGUCUUUUAGUUAGAGUUAAAAUCAUUUAAUGUUUUGUGGUGCUUUAUAAAGCCAUUUAGUUAUUAUUUCUUAACUUUAGUUUAUCUUCACUCUGUCUGAGUGGUGGUGGAUAAAUCCACCUGGCGCCCAACCGUUACGCUACCCCACUACCGCCACAAUCUUCAAUGACCUUUGCAUAGCCUCCACCAACGGCCCCAUCAGCAUAUGGAAAGAUCAGAAAGAUCUUUGCAGGUCUUCACCUUGAUGUGGAUGGCUGUAUCAUCAUGCCAUUCCCAGAGGGUUACCAUCCCCCCUGGCUUCCCUCCUCCUCCACCACCGCAGCAGAGGCCUCCUCCUCCACCACCGCAGCAGAGGCCUCCCCCUCCACCACCGCAGCAGAGGCCUCCUCCUGGAUCUCCUCCUCCUCCACCGCAGCAGAGGCCUCCUCCUGGAUCUCCUCCUCCUCCACCGCAGCAGAGGCCUCCUCCUCCUCCUGCAUCUCCUUCUCCUCCACCGCAGCAGAGGCCUCCUCCUCCUGGCCCUCUGCCUGAUUCUUCCAUCCUGUGGGAUAGACAAAAAGUUUACCAUGUGGCUGAACCAUAAAUGCAGUAAUAAAAUAAAUGGGAAAGUCAAGCAGACAAUGAAGACAUGUCAACAAAGAGUAUUUUUUGUAUGCCAUUUCUUGUAUUGGAUGAAAUUGAGUCUGUUCUUUGCAAGUUAAACAUCAUCACCAGGUUAAUGAUGGAAUAAGGCAAGACAGCUUAUUUGCCAUAACUUAUC